CGUUUCAACCAUCACCUCAGCCCCGCACUCCUUCUGAGAUCCCCCCGAUACCAUACAAGUCAGCAGUCAGCCUACUCGGGACAUACCAUUCGACCAAAGACACGCUAGGCGGCAGUGUCACUUAGCUCGCAGAUAUCUCUCUGCGCAUCGUAAUACAGUCCACGGUCCCUCCCCGCCCCUACAUCUCCACAUCCCGCAUCGUCGAUUACUCCUAGAGGCCCCUCACCAUGCCCUCGCCGAACAGCUACUGGCUCAUCUCGGCCCCUCUGGAGGGCUCAGGUCCUCACGAGCUCCACUCCCAGGUGACUCACACACUCCUCAACUCCUCCGGUUCCUCCUCGGGCAUUGUCCCCUCGUGCAUCUCUCCACCCAUCGAUCUCCCACCCUUGCGAGUAGGAACAUUGGCAUCGCUUAUCAACCUCUCUGAGACCCUGCCCAAGUCAGAUGCUUCAGCCCAGGCUAUCCUCGGAAAGAUCAGGGAGACGCUCUCAAGCCUGCUCAACGACGAUCCUGCACAGCUCGCCCAGCACACGUUGGUCAAGGAGGGAACUGUAGAUGACUAUGUUCUCGGCGGCUGGUCGUGGAAUGGAGGAAAGUACAGAGUGGAGCAAGAUCUGCCUGAUCUCGUCGCUGGCCUCGAGAGAGAGGUGCAAUCCAUCGACGGAGUGAUGAAGCAGAAGCUGCAGAAUUACAAUGUCGCAAAGGGUCAAUUGCAGCAACUGCAGCGCAAGAAGACGGGAAACCUCUCGGUACGCUCCCUUGCCGAUGUGGUGCACAAGGAUGACUUUGUCUCUGGUGACUCGGAGUUCCUCGAAACGCUACUGGUGGCCGUACCUAGGAACAAUGUCAAGGAGUGGCUGACAAAGUACGAGAGGCUCACGCAGCUCGUUGUUCCCCGCUCAAGCAAGAAGCUCUCAGAGGACGACGAAUAUGCGUUGUUCAAUGUGACUGUGUUCAAGAAGGUCAAGGAUGAAUUUGCUCAAAAGGCCAGGGAGAGUAGGUUCCAGGUGCGCGAAUUCCGAUGGGAGGACGAUGUGGUUGAGAAGUCGAGGCAGGAGCUGGACGAUGCGGGUACAUCAGAAAAGGAGCUCUGGUCAGAAUUGCUUCGCCUCUCAAGGACAAACUUCUCAGAGUGCUACCAGGUGCUGGUGCACAUCAAGCUGGUGCGGCUCUUCGUCGAGUCGGUGCUGCGCUAUGGUCUGCCUGCUGAUUAUUAUGCCGUGGCGAUCAAGCCCAACCCAAAGAAGGUCAAGGGUCUAACAACGGCCCUGUCGUCCUACUUUGCCUCACUCGAAGGUCGUUCCACCAGGUCGAAGAAGCAGAAUGGAAAGGGCAAGGCCAAGGACAGUGGCAAUGGAGAAGUGCCGGGAGAGUAUGCAUCGUUGCUAGAAGAGGAACUGCUGCCCUUUGUCAGCAUCGAGGUGCCAUUGGGUGUUGGUGGAGAGGAGUGAGAAGUGAGAGUUGGUAGUGUGGUGGUGGUGGAGGAGGAGGAGGAGGAGGAGAGAGGAGGAGCAGUCAUCAGUGUCGUCUCUGCUGCUCUCUCGGCAUCGUACGGGCUCCAAUGUAAAGUGUUUCCUUGAGUCUAGCUCAGCCCUGUCUGCUCUGCUCUGCUCUGCUGAU
This is a messenger RNA of Microstroma glucosiphilum, 1620 nucleotides long. RefSeq names its product putative VMA5-H+-ATPase V1 domain 42 kd subunit, vacuolar. The transcript has 2 exons. Gene Ontology annotation, molecular function: proton-transporting ATPase activity, rotational mechanism. Gene Ontology annotation, cellular component: vacuolar proton-transporting V-type ATPase, V1 domain. Lineage: Eukaryota; Fungi; Basidiomycota; Exobasidiomycetes; Microstromatales; Microstromataceae. The record is from RefSeq and is a predicted model, not a curated record. Gene Ontology annotation, biological process: proton transmembrane transport. Bases 228 to 1451 code for a protein of 407 amino acids.